Homarus americanus (American lobster) is the source of this 3285-nucleotide messenger RNA. Its product is annotated as nuclear cap-binding protein subunit 3-like. Gene Ontology annotation, cellular component: nucleus; cytosol. The coding region runs from base 25 to 2010 and encodes 661 amino acids. Gene Ontology annotation, molecular function: RNA 7-methylguanosine cap binding; mRNA binding. The transcript has 11 exons. The record is from RefSeq and is a predicted model, not a curated record. Lineage: Eukaryota; Metazoa; Arthropoda; Malacostraca; Decapoda; Nephropidae.
UGUAAACAAUAGUAAACAACAAACAUGGCGGGACUGGAGGCGAGUAAAGGGGGUUUCACAAAUCUUAAAAUUGAAGUCCCUAAUGAUCUCCAAGUCGAAGAGGGUGAGUUGUCAGAUGAAGCAGGAGACACGCGAAUGGAAGAGGAUGAAUUAGAGGAAGGAGAAGCGUCUGAGGACGAAGUUGAAGUGAAUGUAAUUAUCGGGGAAGAUGACGCCGGCAGGCAAGGUCGAGCUGCUAAGGAAUCGUUCCAGCUCCAGUAUGAUGAUGAUGAUGGUUUGAAACGGGUACGCAGAUUGGGUGUCACAGACCCUCCAAACCUUCACUUUCUUGGCCAUGAUUCUAAACAAGGCUACCCGGAGAAAAAAUAUGAAAACAGAAGUGGUGGUGGCUUUGUGUCUGGAAUUUAUGAGGUGAGCAGCAAUGUUUUGUCUGAGAGGGCUCGGAGAUUUGGAGUUACAGAUGCACCAAAGUCUGCUCCCACGCCUGAGGCUAUUGCAAAGCUGUAUAAAAGUCUGGAUGUGACGGAUGAAGACUUCACUCGAGGUCGUUAUCGUCUAGAUGCCCUCUAUAUGCGAGGCACGGAAGAACUUAGUACCAAAGAUAUCUUUGAAUACUUCCAGGCCUAUGCUCCUUCCAACAUUGAGUGGAUUAGUGAUAACAGCUGUAAUGUGGUUUGGCUAGAUGCUGCUGGUCCAGUUCGUGCACUGAUAGGCCUGUCCUGUCCCAUUCUACCCCGAGAAGCAGAUCUAAAAAAAAAUAGACAUACUUUAAGAAGCAAAAAUGGCCGAAAGACAAAAGAUACAAGUGGUAAUAAGAAGGAUGAUGGAGGAACACCUAAGAUUAAAAUAAAAAAAGAAAAGAAAGACUCAUCACAAAGGAAGAAAAACAGCAAUAAAGAUGGACACAGUAGUAGCAGUUCAAGUAGCAGUAGCAGCAGUAGUGGGAGUGAGGAUGAGAGCUCAUCAUCUGACUCAUCAAGUGGCAGUAGUAGUGACAAUAGCAGUGAAAGUAGCAGCAAUAGUAGUAGUAGUAGUGAUAGUAAUGCAUCUGACAUUGAGACUGAAGAUGGUAAAGAAAAGACAAAAAAGAAGAAAAAAGUGAAAGUAAAAGUUGAAAAGAUGGAUGAAGAUCCAGUGGCAUCAGUCCCAAUAGUGGAGGAAGAGGGAAGUGUUCGUGCUGAAGAUGUAGCCAUCCCAGUACCCCCAGGACGAUGGAGAUUGGGAGUUCCGUGUUCUCGUACUAAAGCAAUACUUUUACGUUUCUCCGGUCGUAAGGAUAGAAAACCAGAUGGUGCGGAAAGAAAAUCACAAUAUUAUCGCAAGUAUGGGAAUCCUAACUUUGGAGGUAUUAAAGGAUUCCUCAGUGAAAGUGGAAGAAAACGAAUGCGAGAGGCACAGAGAAGGAGAGAAGUUGAAGAAGGUCAGAGAUGGGGUAGAGAUGAUAAAAAUAUUGAGGAAGGACCCAAGAAUCCUUGGGGAGCACUUGCUUCAAACUGGGGGCAUAAAGAAAGUCAAGAAGAUGACAGAUUUGACUAUCAAGCGCUCCUCCGACAACACCAGAAAAGAGCGCCUGGUAUGAAGAGAAAGAGAGCUGGAAGUGAUUAUGAGGAUGAAGAUAUGAUGGACGAUGAAGAGGACUUUGAUGAUUUUGGGGAUGGAAGUAAUGAUGACCACUAUAGUAAAAAUCAGGGAAGUGAUGACAGUGAUGAUAUUGUGCCAUGGAAGAGCAAAAUUAAGAUUCCAAGAAUGAAGAUGUAUGCAGAUGCUGAACAGAAGAAAAAGAAACGAAAGAAAUCUGACGACCUGUGGCAUCGUCUAUCUGGUGGAGGAUUCCGAACUACUGGUGGGGUUCAGGACAGAUUAUCAGAUAUGCGUACCCCAAAGGGCCGCAGUAUCAAGAGUAGGCUAGAUCUACGUACAAAGCUGUCAAGCAAAAGAAAAAUAGGCCCCAUGUCAGUUGAGGUAGACAAUGCUCAUUAUUAUAGUCUAAUUGCCAGUGAUGAUGACUAGAGUCUCAUUUUUUAUUAGAUCAAAAAGUUUCAGAAAGUUUAAGGAAUAUGUUUCAUAGUAUAUUUGGUGUAAAUAUGCUUUACUAAGCAGUCCCAUAUUGUACUGCUUCCAUUUUCUUUCUUUCUUUCUUUCUUUCUUUCUUUCUUUCUUUCUUUCUUUCUUUGCCCUACCAGAUAUUACAAAAAAAAAAGGAUCCUUCUGAUUUCAUUAAUGUUUAUAUGUUUUUAAGAAGCCUUUCAUGGUGAGGACCAUACUGUAAACUUGACCUGUUCACCAUGACAUAUAUUGCUCUUCAUGCCUUCUCAUAGGGUUCAUAAUUAUAAAGAAAAUUUGGAGUUGCAUGGAGAAUUUUCAAAGAUAAAUGUGGUUAUAAAAAUAUGCUUGGUAAUUGAGCAAUAAAAACAAGAGAAUAUUGUGCCAAAUAAUAUAAAGAACUAAAAAUGGCUGGAUCAGAUGAAUGUUUUUUAACCUCCUGAUGUAAGAGAAAAAUUAAGUUUAUCAUCAGCAAUUAAAUAUCAUCAGCUUAUGAUUAUUAAUCCAAUUGUAACAAUGUUGAAAUGUUAAACCUGGGGCAUGUACCCAAUGAAUAGUUUGGAUUUUAAACUGGGAUUAAGAGCAUCAGGAAUGACUGGCAGGCAUCUUUAUUACUGUAUGUAUUUACAUAGCUAACUUAAGUUAUAAUUACUUUGUAGGUUUAUUUAUAUGACAGUUGGUAUUACUAUUUCACAAAGUGAAGUGACUGGUAGGUAAUCCUUUAAUGUAUUAUUAAAUACAGUAGCUAACGUAGGGUAAUAACCUAAUAAAUAUAUUUAUGUGAUACUUGGUAUAAAUUCACAAAGUGAAAUCACCAUUUUUAAUGUGCAUUUUUGUAUAUAUUACAUACAAAUUAUGCUGUAUAGAAUGGAUGGGUUAUCCCAAAGUUCUUUUGUUAAAGUGACAUUCUUGUUGUAAUGUGUGUAAACCACAUCACAGGUCUCAAAGUGACUGAGGAGGAUGGGACAGAUGAAGUGAGAAAUAGAUGUAAGGGAAACAACUGUUAUAUUCUGUAGCAGAUGAAGUUGACCAGAAUCUGGUUUCAUUGUUAAUUCUUUCAGACUACUUUUUAAGAGAUAUUUUAAUGAGACAUGCAGGUAAGCUUAUAUUCUUUAGUCAUUGCACUAUGGUUAAUUAAUAAACCAACUGUUGUACACGUUCUUAUUUCUUAUAGACCCAUCAGAAAAUAUUGUAUACAGUAGAUUUAAUCUUACGCCACAAAAAUAAUAUAUGUUUAUUCAA